CACACACACAGACGUGCUCACGCAGCCUGUACCUGCCUCUACUUGUCUGCUCUGGGCAGAUGGCUCCUGGCUUUUGGGUCGCCUCAUCCUACAGCCCAGUUCAGUUAGAACCUUUCUUCUGUGGAGACUGGCAAGCUGUGGGGUAAGGGUUUCGGCAAGGUUACCUGUCUUCAGAGUAUGAAGGACGCUGCCUGGAGAGGGAAGAGGGUUGUAUUUACUGUUUGGGCCCAGUCAGUGUUGGGCUCCCCAUUGCCUCUCCUUUGCAGAACUGUCCGUGGCUUUGAAGCCCACAAAACAAAACCUGAGAGGGUGUCCAAAAAGAGAAGAAGAAAACAUUUUGUUGGUCCCUGGAUUCCACUGUUGGAUUUUGGCUGGGAUGAGAAGAGAGGACUACCAGGUGUGAUCAACAAAGGUACCUGAACGGCCUUAAAGAAUGCGUUCCAGAAGUAGUGAAAACGAGGGCUCAGCCCAAAAGCAAUUUCCAAGACAUACGAAAGACUACAGUUUCCAAGAGUCUGAGGACAUGAAGCACAGACAGCAAGACAAAUACCCCACCAGCAAGUCAGAUGAAACCCUUCCAUGUCCCAAGUCAGAGAAGCUACACGGCGGUAAUGGCCACCAAGCAGAAGACCUCUCAAGAGAUGACCUGUUAUUUCUCCUCAGCAUUCUGGAGGGAGAACUGCAGGCUCGAGAUGAAGUCAUAGGUAUUUUAAAGGCUGAAAAAAUGGACUUGGCUUUGCUGGAAGCUCAGUAUGGGUUUGUCACUCCAAAAAAGGUGUUAGAAGCUCUCCAGAGAGAUGCUUUUCAAGUGAAAUCUGCCCCUUGGCAGGAGGACAUCUAUGAGAAACCAAUGAAUGAGUUGGACAAAGUCGUGGAAAAACAUAAAGAAUCUCACAGACGAAUCCUGGAACAGCUUUUAAUGGCAGAAAAAUCCCAUAGGCAAACUAUAUUGGAGUUAGAGGAAGAAAAGAGAAAACAUAAAGAAUACAUGGAGAAGAGCGAUGAAUUCAUAAGUUUACUAGAACAGGAAUGUGAAAGGUAA
Messenger RNA from Lemur catta (Ring-tailed lemur), 1042 nucleotides. Its product is annotated as filamin A-interacting protein 1-like. Lineage: Eukaryota; Metazoa; Chordata; Mammalia; Primates; Lemuridae. The transcript has 4 exons. The record is from RefSeq and is a predicted model, not a curated record. The coding region runs from base 434 to 1042 and encodes 202 amino acids.